AAGACGCGGCCGCAAGGCAGGCAGACAGACCACGCCGCACGCCCUGCUUGAGCCGCGGCGCGCUCCGGCAUUUCUCCUCUUCCUCCCGCCGCUCCGCCCGCCUCUGCCGCCGCCGACCCACCCGCCUCCUGCCUCUCGUCUCGCGGACUCCGCGGCUGGUGCUGCCUCCACACGUCUUCCGCGCGGGGGCUGCUGCCGCGACCAUGGCCACCGGCGCCGUCACGCCGCCGCCGCCGCCGCCGGCGGCCGGCGCGCGGCGCGGCGUCCGUGCCCGGGGGAUCCUCCACCGGCGCCUCGCCGCCUCGUCUAUGAAAGAUGAAUCUGUGAUUUCCACAAAUGGCGGAAAUGAGGAAAUGGUCACUGAUAGCCUCAAUGUUGCCAGAGGAUUGUCUCACCCGGGUCUUUCAUCAAGUUUAUCCAAUAAGGCAUCUGUGGUCCCAACUCCUUUGCUUCCUAACGAACCAUCUGACCUCCGGUUCAAUCGCCUUCGACCCUCAAUUGAUGAAAGCAAAUACAAAAGACUAUUUGACUGCUAUGUUGCUCGUGAGGCUGUAAUUGAUGAGGAAUACUGGAUUGCUGCAUGGUUGAGAGCAGAAGAUCACUUUGAAGGUCAGUCAGGAAACCGCUAUGUUGAAAGCUUUAAAAGAAAGUUUGCAUCUCAGGAAUUUCAUGCAUUAAAGAAGCGAUGCAGCAAACAGCAUGGAGAAAAGUAUAUAUGUUUUGUCGCGGUAAAGAAUGAUGACCUCAGGCGAACUGUCCUGAAUAGCGUUGUUGGUACCUUAGAUGUAUGUGUAAGGCAUCCUCUACAUGGGGAGAAAUUUCCUGAGGAGCCUGGAAGGUCGUCUCUUCAUUGUAGAAUCUAUCAGCCGGAUCAGCCAAAAUUUGGGUAUUUAACUAAUGUAUGUGUUGCUAAAUAUGCAAGGCGUCAAGGGAUUGCCAGUAACAUGUUGUUAUUGGCCAUAGAUGCUGCAAGAAUCAAUGGUGCUGAAAAUAUUUACAUUCAUGUGCAUAAAGAUAACUUACCAGCGUGGAGGCUCUAUAAUCAGAUAGGAUUCAAGAUGGUUGACCAGGAUGGUGCCCGUCAUUCAUCAGAUCUGUGCUUACUCACCUUCGGUUCGUAGGGCUAGCUGACUAGGAUAGGAGAAGGGACAUGCUUCCUUGUUCCAUCUCCCUGUGCAGAGAAAUGCCACCAGUCCUCAGCGAUUUGGAAAAGCAAGAGGGUGUGUGCCAAGGAAUACCUUUACAAUCUUGUACAUGAUGAAAUUUGUUUUCAUAAGUUUGUGAGUUCUGAGGUCGUCACUAGCCCGGUGACAGUUCUGAUGCCCCGGAAUGUUGUGGUAUCUGAAUGCUUCAAAAGCUUCUGUCAUUGUAUAGUUUGUGAAUCCUACAAAUGUUUGUUGGUUGUUCCCGCCAUUCUGCAAUGAAUUCAUACUCUUGAGCAUCUUAUACUGGAACUAAUGCUCUUGUUGCUGAUGAUACAA
Panicum virgatum (switchgrass) is the source of this 1481-nucleotide messenger RNA. RefSeq lists its product as uncharacterized. Gene Ontology annotation, molecular function: acyltransferase activity, transferring groups other than amino-acyl groups. Bases 204 to 1121 code for a protein of 305 amino acids. NCBI's taxonomy places the organism in Eukaryota, Viridiplantae, Streptophyta, Magnoliopsida, Poales, Poaceae. The record is from RefSeq and is a predicted model, not a curated record. The transcript is spliced from 9 exons.